Messenger RNA from Triticum turgidum subsp. durum (durum wheat), 2349 nucleotides. The record is from the annotation of a GenBank genome assembly. NCBI's taxonomy places the organism in Eukaryota, Viridiplantae, Streptophyta, Magnoliopsida, Poales, Poaceae.
AUGGACGAGGAGAUCGGCGCCGCCGCCGCGCCGCAGGGCCAGUGGAAAUAUCACAAAGCUCUUUCCCUACUAGCGUUUCAGAGCUUUGGUGUGGUGUAUGGAGACCUGAGUACGUCGCCUCUUUAUGUCUUCAAAAGCGCACUGUCUGGACUGGACAAGUACAGUGAUGAGGCGACCGUCUUUGGAUUGCUUUCACUGAUAUUUUGGACCUUGACACUCAUUCCGUUGCUAAAGUACGUCAUAAUUGUCUUGGCUGCUGACGAUAACGGCGAGGGCGGGACGUUUGCUUUGUAUUCACUACUCUGCAGACAUGCAAAGAUGAGCCUGCUUCCAAACCAGCAAGCGGCAGAUGAAGAGCUGUCAACAUAUUAUCAGCCUGGGGUUGAUCGGACUGCUAUGUCCUCUCCAUUCAAAAGGUUUCUAGAGAAGCACAAGAAGCUGCGGACAUGUUUGCUUCUUUUUGUUCUGUUUGGAGCAUGCAUGGUGAUAGGUGAUGGUGUCCUUACACCCACCAUCUCUGUUUUGGCAGCCUUGUCUGGAUUACAAGACCGAGGCACAGGUGGAUUAGGAAAUGGUUGGGUAGUACUCAUUGCAUGUGUUGUGCUUGUUGGCCUCUUUGCGCUACAACACCGAGGUACUCAUAGGGUGGCAUUCGUGUUUGCCCCCAUUGUUGUACUUUGGCUCUUGAGCAUUGGUAUCAUUGGUCUCUAUAAUAUCAUCCACUGGAACCCCAGAGUAUGUCUUGCUCUUUCCCCGCAUUAUAUUGUGAAGUUCUUCAAGAUAACAGGAAGAGAUGGUUGGAUUUCUCUAGGAGGAGUACUUCUUGCUGUGACAGGCACUGAAGCUAUGUUUGCCGAUCUUGGCCACUUCACUGCUGCAUCCAUCAGGCUGGCUUUUGUUGGUGUCAUAUAUCCCUGUCUUGUUCUGCAAUACAUGGGGCAGGCUGCGUUUCUUUCCAAGAACAUGUCUGAUGUACAUGACAGUUUUUACCUAUCAAUUCCACGUACUGUGUUUUGGCCCAUGUUUGUCCUGGCAUCUCUUGCUGCAAUUGUAGGCAGCCAAUCAAUUAUAUCUGCAACCUUCUCUAUUGUCAAGCAGUGCCUUUCUUUGGGAUGCUUUCCACGGGUGAAAGUUGUGCAUACAUCAAGGUGGAUCUAUGGACAGAUUUACAUACCUGAGAUAAAUUGGAUUCUGAUGGUCCUUUGUUUAGCUGUCACAGUUGGCUUCCGUGACAUAAACAUUAUAGGAAAUGCUUAUGGUCUUGCGUGCAUCACUGUGAUGUUUGUUACGACAUGGCUGAUGGCACUGGUCAUCAUAUUUGUGUGGAAAAAGAAUAUCCUGCUUGCCUUGUCGUUCCUCAUAUUCUUCGGGUUAAUUGAGGGCGCAUAUCUGUCUGCAUCAUUCAUAAAGGUUCCUCAGGGAGGAUGGACUCCGAUUGCGCUUGCUUUCGUGUUCAUGUUCAUCAUGUACGUGUGGCACUAUGGCACACGGCGAAAGUACCUGUUUGAUCUCCAAAACAAGGUCUCAAUGAAAUGGAUCCUUACACUUGGCCCGAGCCUUGGAAUCGUGCGUGUGCCUGGAAUUGGCCUCAUCUACACAGAGCUAGUGACCGGGGUGCCUGCCAUCUUCUCACAUUUCGUCACCAACCUGCCUGCAUUUCACCAGAUUUUGGUCUUUGUCUGCGUGAAGUCCGUGCCAGUGCCCUAUGUUCCAGUUGAUGAGCGGUACCUCAUCGGGCGCAUCGGCCCCAGGCAGUACCGGAUGUACCGGUGCAUUGUGAGAUACGGUUAUAAGGAUGUCCAGAAAGACGAUGAGAACUUCGAGAACCACCUGGUGAUGAGCAUCGCCAAGUUCAUCCAAAUGGAAGCCGAGGAAGCCGCCUCUUCUGGAAGCUACGAGUCAUCGAACGAGGGAAGAAUGGCAGUCAUACACACCACCGACGCAACCGGAACCGGGCUGAUCAUGAGAGACUCCAAUGAAGGCACCUCCCUUACCAGGAGCAGCAAGUCAGAGACCCUCCAGAGCCUGCAGUCCAUCUACGAGCAGGAGUCGGGCGGCCUGAGCCGCCGCAGGGUCCGUUUCCAGAUCGCCGAGGAGGAGCAGAUCAACCCGCAGGUGAGGGACGAGCUGUCGGACCUCCUGGAGGCCAAGGAGGCCGGCGUGGCGUACAUCAUCGGCCACUCCUACGUCAAGGCGAGGAAGAACUCCAACUUCCUGAAGUCGUUUGCGAUCGACUACGCCUACUCAUUCCUCCGCAAGAACUGCAGGGGCCCGUCGGUGACGCUGCAUAUACCCCACAUCAGCCUCAUCGAGGAUGGCCCAUCCUGGAGGACCACUAACUACAAAUAA